This is a messenger RNA of Cephus cinctus (wheat stem sawfly), 1333 nucleotides long. Its product is annotated as E3 ubiquitin-protein ligase MARCH2. NCBI's taxonomy places the organism in Eukaryota, Metazoa, Arthropoda, Insecta, Hymenoptera, Cephidae. Gene Ontology annotation, molecular function: ubiquitin-protein transferase activity; zinc ion binding. Gene Ontology annotation, biological process: protein ubiquitination. The record is from RefSeq and is a predicted model, not a curated record. The coding region runs from base 263 to 1060 and encodes 265 amino acids. The transcript is spliced from 7 exons.
GAGACGAAUCGUCAGCCGGUAUGUCACUUUCGCCGGUUUCGUCGGUGAUGCUUCUUUCCAUCGGUGAUAUUUCGUUCCGACCAAAAGCGCCGGGUUGCAAUCAGGGAGAAAAUUUUUUUUGUUUUUUCGAAAAAAGUAUCGCAGCACCGAGUUCUUGUGAAUUCGAUCGUUUAUUUUCCUUCUCGGCUUACGUUCCGCGUCGCCUUCCUGCGGCCGAUGCCCGGCGCUUGUCUACAGCCGUAAGAAGGUUAUUUCCAAGGGAAUGUCGGCUACCGGAACAGCCAAGAGCAGCCGCUUACGCGUCGUCGCCACGUUGCCAGGAGCAGUGCUACUUCCCGAGGCUACCACGUGCUGUGUAAACGAAGAGGACGCACAGACGGUUUCCGAAUUCGGCCAAGAACGACAGCUGGGUUCCAGCCUGCUGUCGGUUGGUUCCUGCGUCUGUCGUAUUUGCCACACGAAUACCAGCAAGGAGCCACUGAUAUCCCCUUGUAGGUGCAAAGGCAGCCUGGCUUACGUCCACUUGUCGUGCCUGGAACGCUGGCUAAACCAAUCCUGUCGGAGUUAUUGCGAGCUCUGCUGUUACCACUUCAAUGCCGUUAAGACUCCACGUUAUCGAUGGUCCGAAGCUUUGAGGGUCUGGAUUCGACAUCCAAGGAAUCGCAGGCACAUGCAGUCUGAUCUUCUUAUUUUCACUUUGCUCACGAUUGUCAUUAUGGGACUGAUUGCUGUGUGCCUUUUGGGCAUGAGGUAUUUCGUCAUCGAGGGAGAAAAAAUUGGAAUUUCAAAACUCUGGACCAAGGGUGCUAUAUCAUUUGUUCUUAUGAUCGUAGUGCUGGGUUACGUCACGACGGUGUACCUGCUGAUAAAGGAUCAGAUGUCACCCUGGUAUCGAUGGUGGAAGAAUACGGUGAACGUGAGGCUAGUCAUGGCGACCGAAUCAUCCGGGAGCUCGGAGGUGUCUACGGUGGACCGAGAGAGAGACUCCCCUCAUCCUCCAAGGUCCAGGACUCUAAUCCAGGAGAAAAAGGAUCAGGACCAGGACGAGAACAAAAUAUGAAUCGGUUGUCGUGUGUAACCCGUAACAACAUCCUUAGUCACUAUAUUUCUUCUCGCAUCAGAGACGCCUCACGUGUCCCUCAAAAUACAGGAGACAAUAAAGAAUUCACAGGAUCGUUCGGAAUUGACGCGCCGCCCGAAGUCACUUGGAAUACAUUUGAUACUCGAGGUGGAAACCACUUGCGGUAAUGCCUUAUAGUUUUGUAUGAGCCUGUAUACGUGAUCCCUGUAAAUAAUUAAAUAAUCGAAAUGAAUGGUAGGGCGGGAAUCUUUA